AUGCUCAGUCAGAGGUUUGUAACGCGGGCUUUGGCCAGACGUGCUUUUGGUAAGACAUGCUUGAAAUUAGGAAGUGCAAGUGCAAGUGCAAGUAACGCUGCUUCUGCUGCUGCCGGUGAGGCUAGUAGCAGGCCACAGCCUGCUCCUAGCUUUAACGCUGAUAUAGCUGGUGGUUCUUCUGGCGGUGCCAGAAGAAACCAGAUCCCAUUGUCGAAGAGAUCGAGAAUCGCAGACAAGAAUACUGGUGUCAACAUUCAAAACCAGAUGGAUGAUUCGUUCAUUGGAAUGACCGGUGGUGAGAUCUUCCACGAGAUGAUGCAACGUCACAACGUCGACACCGUUUUUGGAUACCCUGGUGGUGCGAUUUUGCCCGUGUACGACGCAAUCUACAACUCAGAUAAAUUCACUUUUGUUCUACCAAAACAUGAACAAGGUGCAGGUCACAUGGCAGAGGGAUACGCAAGAGCCUCAGGGAAACCAGGUGUUGUUUUGGUGACUUCAGGUCCAGGUGCGACUAAUGUGGUGACUCCUAUGGCAGAUGCAUUGGCAGACGGUGUGCCGUUGGUGGUGUUUACAGGUCAAGUGGCCACGUCAGCUAUCGGAACAGAUGCUUUCCAAGAAGCAGAUGUGGUUGGUAUCUCUAGAUCUUGUACCAAAUGGAACGUGAUGGUGAAAACCAUUGAGGAACUGCCUCGUAGAAUCAACGAAGCGUUUGAAAUCGCAACUUCCGGUAGACCGGGCCCCGUUUUGGUGGAUUUACCAAAGGACGUGACGGCGGCGGUGCUAAGAAACCCAAUUCCAAUGAAGUCUAUUCUACCAUCUGAUACUCUAAAUCAGUUGACUCAAAGAGUCGUCGAUGAGUUCACUUUGGAAAACAUUAGCAGGGCUGCUGACUUGAUCAACAGGGCUAAGAAGCCUUUGCUAUACGUGGGUGCUGGUAUUCUAGGCAGCGAAAUGGGUCCUCAAUACUUGAAGCAACUAAGUGACAGAGCUCAGAUCCCAGUCACCACGACUCUACAAGGUCUUGGUGCGUUCAACCAAGAAGAUCAUAAAUCUUUGGAUAUGGUCGGUAUGCACGGUAAUGCUGCAGCCAACUUGGCCAUCCAAAACGCCGAUUUGAUCAUUGCAUUGGGUGCCAGAUUUGACGAUCGUGUCACUCUGAAUAUUUCCAAAUUUGCUCCAGAGGCUAGAAAGGCUGCUCUAGAGAAACGUGGUGGUAUCGUUCAUUUCGAAAUCUCCCCAAAGAAUAUCAACAAGGUUGUCGAAGCCGAGGUCGCUGUCGAAGGUGAUGUGACUCGUAACUUGGAAAAAUUGUUGCCAUUGGUCGAAUCUGUUCCUGAAAGACCAGAAUGGUCCGCUCAAGUGGCUAAAUGGAAACAAGAAUACCCAUACGCGUACCAAAAGGAGACUCCAGGUUCUAAGAUUAAACCUCAAACCGUUAUCUCCAAGUUGUCCGAUUUGGUCUUGAAAUCCGGUAGACCAGCCAUCGUCACCACUGGUGUCGGUCAACAUCAAAUGUGGGCUGCUCAACACUGGACUUGGAAAAGUCCAAGAUCUUUCAUCACUUCCGGUGGUCUUGGUACCAUGGGUUACGGUCUACCAGCUGCUAUCGGUGCUCAAGUCGCCAGACCUGACGCUAUCGUCAUCGAUAUCGACGGUGAUGCCUCUUUCAACAUGACUCUGAUGGAAUUGUCCUCCGCUGUUCAAGCUCGUACACCAGUCAAGGUCUUGUUGCUAAAUAACGAGGAACAAGGUAUGGUUACCCAAUGGCAAUCUCUCUUCUACGAACACCGUUACUCGCAUACCCAUCAACUGAAUCCAGAUUUCGUUAAAUUGGCCGAAGCUAUGGGUCUGAAGGCUCUCAGACUCUCGAAACAAGAGGACACUGACGCCAUCUUGAAAGAAUUCGUUGACUACGAGGGCCCAAUCUUAUUGGAAGUGCAAAUCGAAAAGAAGGUUCCUGUCUUGCCAAUGGUCCCAACCGGUAAGGGUCUACACGAAUUCAUCAACUUUGAUCCAGAAGUAGAAAAGGAACAAAACGAACUACGUCACAAACGUACUAGUGGUAAAUAUUGA
Molecule: messenger RNA, 2076 nt
Organism: Kluyveromyces lactis
Lineage: Eukaryota; Fungi; Ascomycota; Saccharomycetes; Saccharomycetales; Saccharomycetaceae
Gene: ILV2
Product: acetolactate synthase catalytic subunit
Exons: 1
Coding region: 1-2076 (691 amino acids)
Biological process (GO): L-valine biosynthetic process
Cellular component (GO): mitochondrion; acetolactate synthase complex
Molecular function (GO): acetolactate synthase activity; thiamine pyrophosphate binding; flavin adenine dinucleotide binding
Source: RefSeq, a predicted model, not a curated record